Molecule: messenger RNA, 1139 nt
Organism: Equus caballus (horse)
Lineage: Eukaryota; Metazoa; Chordata; Mammalia; Perissodactyla; Equidae
Gene: NDUFAF5
Product: NADH:ubiquinone oxidoreductase complex assembly factor 5
Biological process (GO): mitochondrial respiratory chain complex I assembly
Cellular component (GO): mitochondrion
Molecular function (GO): S-adenosylmethionine-dependent methyltransferase activity
Source: RefSeq, a predicted model, not a curated record
CUGCGAAAUCUGGAGUAGUCGCCGAUGCCGCGGCGGCGCAUGCGCACAAGAAGGGCUCCGGCGAGUGGCGUAGCCGCUGGAGAUGCUGCGGCUGACCCGAGUCUGGCUGCUGUGGCGGCGACCUCCGGCGGCGGGGGUUCCCGCCAAGAACCUCGGCCUCAGGAAGGUCGCCUCUGGUGUCUCUCCCCCGGGCAGCGCCUCACCCAGAGCCGUAAAUAUCUUCGACCGGGAUUUGAAGAGGAAACAGAAGAACUGGGCGGCCCGGCAGCCCGAGCCGAGGAAGUUUGACUACCUGAAGGAGGAGGUUGGAAGUCGGAUCGCAGAUCGUGUAUAUGACAUAGCCAGAGAUUUCCCCCUUGCUUUGGAUCUCGGUUGUGGAAGAGGUUACAUAGCACAACAUUUGAAUAAGGAAACCGUUGGAAAGUUUUUCCAAGCAGACAUUGCAGAAAAUGCUUUGAAAAAUACCUUAGAAACAGAAAUUCCUACUGUCAGUGUUUUAGCUGAUGAAGAAUUCCUUCCCUUCCGAGAAAAUACAUUUGACCUGGUGGUUAGCAGUUUAAGUUUGCACUGGGUGAAUGAUCUUCCUAGAGCACUUGAACAGAUUCAUUAUGUUUUAAAACCAGAUGGAGUGUUUCUUGGCGCAAUGUUUGGAGGUGACACACUCUAUGAACUUCGGUGUUCAUUACAGUUAGCAGAAACAGAAAGGGAAGGAGGAUUUUCUCCACAUGUUUCUCCUUUCACUGCUGUCAAUGACCUAGGACAUUUGCUCGGGAGAGCUGGCUUUAAUACACUGACUGUGGACACUGAUGAAAUUCAAGUUAACUAUCCUGGAAUGUUUGAAUUGAUGGAAGAUUUACAAGGUAUGGGGGAGAGCAACUGUGCUUGGAAUAGGAAAGCCCUGCUGCACCGAAACACGAUGCUGGCGGCCGCAGCGGUGUACGGAGAAAUGUACAGAAAUGAGGAUGGUUCGGUACCUGCCACAUACCAGAUCUAUUACAUGAUAGGAUGGAAAUACCAUGAUUCACAGGCAAGACCAGCUGAAAGAGGUUCGGCAACUGUAUCAUUUGGAGAGCUAGGGAAAAUAAACAGUCUUAUGUCCCAAGAGAAAAAAUCACAAUAAAUAUUUUAUUCAAUGGUAA